Cucurbita maxima (winter squash) is the source of this 951-nucleotide messenger RNA. RefSeq names its product basic leucine zipper 19-like. Bases 34 to 855 code for a protein of 273 amino acids. Gene Ontology annotation, biological process: positive regulation of DNA-templated transcription. The record is from RefSeq and is a predicted model, not a curated record. Lineage: Eukaryota; Viridiplantae; Streptophyta; Magnoliopsida; Cucurbitales; Cucurbitaceae. Gene Ontology annotation, cellular component: nucleus. The transcript is spliced from 6 exons. Gene Ontology annotation, molecular function: DNA-binding transcription factor activity; DNA binding.
CUUUUUCUCUCUGUUUCUGUGGGAUUAAGAUAAAUGGGUGAUUAUAAUUUGCAUCAAAACCCUCAUCCAUGCAAUGAACUCGGCUCCGAUGACCGUCGUUUAUCGACCGAUUCGGUCACGGUAUGGCGGAGAUCUUUCAUGACGGGCCACGGAGACGAGGAAGGCAGCAGCGGGGGGAGGGCGGUGGAUGGAUGGCGGAGUGAUGGGUUGCCUCCUUUAAGCAAGAUUGGUGGCGGAGAGAUGAGCUCCGGCGGCGGCGACAGCAGAAAUUCCGGGCGUAAUAUUGACCCUAAUAUGGAUCCAAGGAAACUCAAACGAAUAAUGUCCAAUCGAGUCUCGGCUCAAAAAUCUAGGCUUAAAAAAGUUCAAUAUGUAGCUGAUAUGGAAAGGAAGCUCAAAGCUCUCGAGGCACAUAUAGCUGUUCUAUCUCCUCAAGUCGAGCUGUUUAGGAACCAACAGCAUGUGUUGCAAAUGGAACAAAAGAGGUUGAAUCAGAAGAUUUUGAAUUGCUCGAGGAACAAGCUGAUACGAGACGCUGAAAUAGAAGAGAACAAAGCUGAAGUGAACAGGCUGAGGGAGCUCCAAAUGAAGCAGCAGCAGCAGAGUGAAGCCAAUGCGUGGGAUAAUAAUGCUUUCCAAAUGCCGCCGCCGGAGCUGAGCAACCUCGUCUCUCCCCGACCAAACCAAGCAGAAAAUGGAGAGAGAACAGUAGGAGGAAAUGGGCUGGGCCGGUUCAACUCAACAGCCCUUCGUAGAAUGAUUGAGUACAAGUGGAUGCCAACACCUGGGCUUCGUCAAGGUUUUGAGCCCAACUUCAACUUAUUGGGCCACAAAGGAAUGGAAAAGCCCAACUAAAGCAAUGGGCCGGUUUCUGGACCAAGAUUGAGACCCGCAAUGGAUUGAACCGAGAAAUUAAUUUGAGAGCUUUGUGGGAGAAAUCAAUUUGAGAAA